CAUAGGUAUACCCCUCCUCUCUCUCUCUCUCCAUCGCAGAGGGCCAGAGGCACUCAAAAAGUUCAUUCACAUUCACUGCAACUCUCUCUCUCUCUCUCUCUGUGUCUAGAAGCACCAUUCUCCUUCCACUUUUGAGGUGUUUUGGCAAAAUAGGCAGAAGCAAGAAAAGCUCUCCUCCGUGGCCAUGGUGGAUGCGACAAAGCACAUGCCAGUCACCGGCGGAACUCUGAUCUCAGACAUCAAGAGCCUGGUUUCCAUCAUCAGAACCAGAAGAACCGUUGUUUUUGCAUAUGGGUUCGUUUUUGCUUUUGUUGCUUUCACUGUUUUCUUAGCCUUCAGUCCCUCUUCCAACUCCGUCUCUCCUUGGUUCGCCAACAUCUUCUCAGGUAGUAGUAGCAGUAGCAGUACUAGUUCAUCGAGUAAUUCUAACGGAUCCCAGUUCUCAAAUAUUUUCUCUUACUUCUUUCCCGACAACUCACCUCCACAACAACAACAUCAUAACUUCGCUUCUCCUCCUCCACAAACCGACACAUUUAGAUCUAAUGUUACCGCAUUCCAAUCUCCCAAUCUCUCUAAUUCACCGCCCACCGAGACAAACCAUACUCAAAGUAGAGUGAGUUCUGAUAAGGGUAAAGUCCCAAAUCCAAAUCAGACUAAAGUAGUUGCCCCAGAAACCACGGUGACAGCGAAUCACAGUGCAAAUUUGCCGGUGGAUUCGGCUCCUAGUGUGAAUAAAGAAGCACCCUCUGUGAAAAAUCUAACUCAGAGCUCGGAGAACGCAAAUCAGACUACAACAGCUGCCCCAAAAGCUCCGGUGGCUAAGAAUCAGAGUGCAAGUCCCCCAGUUAAAUCGGAUUCUUCAUUGAAGAGCAAUUCUGGUAAAGAAGUGAAAGGCGUUGCAGGGAAGGGUGAGGUGUCGAAUAAUACGACUUCUCUGUCGAAGAAACAGGGAAAUGGGACUAAUUCAGGGGUGUCGGUGAAGCAGGGGAAGGAUAGUUUGGUGGAGUCUUUGAUGAAUUGUGAUUUAUUUGACGGGGAUUGGGUGAGGGAUGAUUCAUAUCCGCUUUACAAACCUGGGUCCUGCUCCCUCAUCGACGAGCAGUUCAAUUGUAUUUCGAAUGGCAGGCCUGAUAAAGAUUACCAGAAAAUGAGAUGGAAGCCUAGGGGAUGCAAUCUGCCAAGGUUGGACGGACGUCGAUUGUUGGAUAUGUUGAGAGGCAAGCGGCUAGUUUUUGUUGGUGAUUCUCUGAAUAGGAAUAUGUGGGAAUCUCUGGUUUGCAUCUUGAGGAACUCAGUGAAAGAUCAGAGCAAGGUUUAUGAAGCACAUGGUAGACACCAUUUCCGAGGGGAAUUUUCAUACUCUUUCAUAUUCAAAGAUUAUGACUUCUCUGUAGAGUUCUUUGUAUCUCCUUUCUUAGUUCAAGAAUGGGAAAUGCCAGACAAAAAUGGAUCAAAGAAGGAAACACUUCGUCUUGAUUUAGUGGGGAAAUCUUCUGAUCAAUACAAACGAGCAGAUUUCAUCAUCUUUAACACUGGACACUGGUGGACUCAUGAAAAAACUUCCAAAGGGAAAGACUAUUAUCAAGAAGGAAGCCAUGUCUAUGGUGAACUGAAUGUUCUUGAGGCAUUUAGGAAAGCUUUAACUACAUGGGCCAGGUGGGUUGAUGCCAAUAUAAAUCCAUCGAAGUCUCUGGUCUUCUUCAGGGGUUAUUCUGCCUCCCAUUUCAGCGGUGGACAGUGGAACUCUGGUGGGCAAUGUGACAGCGAGACUCAGCCCAUCAAGAAUGAGACUUAUCUCAGGCCAUAUCCACCCAAGAUGACCGUUUUGGAGAAAGUGCUCAAGGGGAUGAAAACUCAUGUCACCUACCUGAAUAUUACAAGAAUGACAGAUUUCCGGAAGGAUGGCCACCCUUCAAUCUACCGGAAGCGGAGCCUGACGAAGGAGGAAAGGCGAUCGCCACUGAGGUUCCAGGACUGCAGCCACUGGUGCCUUCCUGGUGUUCCUGAUGCUUGGAAUGAGGUUUUCUAUGCUGAGCUCCUAGUUAAACAGCACAAGAAGCAGCAGCAUGAGCAGAAGAGAUCUUAGGUAAAACUACACAAACUUAGCGGCUGCAUCAAAAAUUGAAGUAAUCGUUGAGUUGCAAUCGCAUUCACACGUAGUUGCAAUAUAAUUUUUUUUUUUAUUGUUCCCUUUUUGGAAUUUAUAGUAACAAAUACGAUACACGAGAUGACUUGGUAAAGAGUGUUCUUCCUAUAAAUUAUGGACGAGAGGAGAUAUAUAAGAAAUGGAUACUGUUGGAAGAGGUCAAUCUGUGCAAAAAAAAAAAGGUGGGGAAGGAGAGGAGAAUAUAGAACAAAGGGGAGAGAUUCCAACUUGUGGUUUAAGUUAUAGUUGGAAAUUGUCACCCUGCCUCCACUUCAUAUUCUUUUAGCUAAGCCUCAAAAGGCUUUGAGGAUUGCAAUUUGUAAAUCUCUGAUUAUUUAGUUUGUUUUGUUUGAAAUAAAACAUCAGUUGUGAGUA
Messenger RNA from Corylus avellana, 2521 nucleotides. Its product is annotated as protein trichome birefringence. Lineage: Eukaryota; Viridiplantae; Streptophyta; Magnoliopsida; Fagales; Betulaceae. The record is from RefSeq and is a predicted model, not a curated record. Gene Ontology annotation, molecular function: O-acetyltransferase activity. Gene Ontology annotation, cellular component: Golgi apparatus.